AGCACGUGACGAGGAUCGGCCUGUGGGCAGCCCCGCCCCACUGCUCAGCCGCCCGACGCGCCAUGUGGGCCCUGCGGGCCGCCGUACGCCCGGGACUGCGGCUCUCCCGCGUGGGCCGCGGCCUCCCGGCUCCGAGGGCAGCAGCGCCGUCCUGUCCUGUGCGCGCGCUCGCCGCUGCCGGCCCCAGGGGCCCCGGGAAUCUGGAGGGGUUAUGCGGCGGAGGGCGGGGUCUGCGGGCGGACGGCGGUCGAAGCCGCGCGGAAGACGACAAGGAGGAGCCGGAAGAUGCCGACGAGAACGCGGAGGAGGAGCUGCUGCAGGGAGAGCCUCUGCUGCCGGCGGGGACCCAGCGCGUGUGUCUGGUUCACCCUGACGUCAAGUGGGGCCCGGGGAAGCCGCAGAUGACGCGAGCCGAGUGGCAGGUGGCGGAGGCCACAGCACUGGUGCACACGCUGGACGGCUGGUCUGUGGUGCAGACAAUGGUCAUAUCCACCAAAUCACCGGACAGGAAGCUCGUCUUCGGCAAAGGAAACUUCCAACAUCUGACAGAAAAGAUCCGAGGGUCUCCAGACAUCACGUGCGUCUUCCUGAACGUGGAGAGGAUGGCAGCCCCGACCAAGAAAGAACUGGAAGCUGCCUGGGGCGUGGAGGUGUUUGACCGCUUCACAGUCGUCCUGCACAUUUUCCGGUGCAACGCCCGCACGAAGGAGGCCCGGCUUCAGGUGGCCCUGGCGGAGAUCCCGCUGCACAGGUCGAACCUGAAACGGGACGUCGCCCACCUGCACCGGGGAGCCGGCUCGCGCUACAUCAUGGGGUCAGGAGAGUCCUUCAUGCAGGUGCAGCAGCGUCUCCUGAGAGAGAAGGAGGCCAAGAUCCGGAAGGCCCUGGACAGGCUUCGUAAGAAGAGGCACCUCCUCCGGCAGCAGCGGACGAGGCGGGAGUUCCCCGUGGUCUCCGUGGUGGGGUACACCAACUGCGGAAAGACCACGCUGAUCAAGGCGCUGACGGGCGACGCCGCCAUCCAGCCGCGGGACCAGCUGUUUGCCACGCUGGACGUCACGGCCCACGCGGGCGCGCUGCCCUCACGCAUGACCGUCCUGUACGUGGACACCAUCGGCUUCCUCUCCCAGCUGCCGCACGGCCUCAUCGAGUCCUUCUCUGCCACCCUGGAAGAUGUGGCCCACUCGGUGAGU
Piliocolobus tephrosceles (Ugandan red Colobus) is the source of this 1193-nucleotide messenger RNA. RefSeq names its product putative GTP-binding protein 6. The record is from RefSeq and is a predicted model, not a curated record. The transcript is spliced from 7 exons. Gene Ontology annotation, cellular component: cytoplasm. The annotation marks the transcript as partial. NCBI's taxonomy places the organism in Eukaryota, Metazoa, Chordata, Mammalia, Primates, Cercopithecidae. Gene Ontology annotation, molecular function: ribosome binding; GTP binding.